AUGUCCACUGAAAUCGGCGCAGACGCCGAACGAAGCCUGAAAACGCCCCCCAACAACAAUAACAACAUUUACGCUGGUGGUGGCGACGAUGGAGGCAGUACCAAUACAGGCACACCAUCCACUGGCGGACCACCACCGAUGGCUUCGGGAGAGAAAGGUCCGGCGAAUCCAGUCAGUGGUUUACAAACAUCUCCGAGAAACACACCGUUCGGAGUCGCAGCUGCUACGAGUGGUAAUACUGCAGGACCGUCUUUGGCCCAACAGCAACAACAACAACAACAACAACAACAACAGCAGGCAAACAGUAUCAAUAAUAACAGUGGUCAGAAGGAGGCCAACGAAAGUGAACCAGUGCCACCUCCUGCCGCUGCCCUUCCGCCAAAACCAAGACCGUUAAUCAAGAGCAAGGGAUCGGUGUCACCAUUGCCGUUGAAACGGAUAGUGAGUAAACCAACCACACCAUUACGGGACAACAAUGGUAACAAUUUUGACGCAAGUCCAUUGAGGGAUAACGAGUCGCCUGGACCACUAGCAGGGGAUUCACCAGGAAAUGGGAUUGGGAUACGAGGUCCCUCGAAUCCAAAUUUUCCUACGCGUGCCCUUGGUGGUGGUUUAAAGCCACGUAAAGGUGGCUGGAAAGCACGACCUGAAAGUGAAACAUUUAACAGUAACUUUUCACCGACGGACGACGAAGAUAGUGGUCCCGGGACCGCCGCACAGGGUGUAAAUCCGGUGAUAACGAGUAACGUUGUAGUAAAUCGCAAUAAAAUCGGCUCCAGUGGUGGUGGAGCCAUAGGUGGUGGUGGCCGUGGUGGUUGGGGUGCAAACCAACGUCGUACAGCAGCUACCGGCAGUCCGCUAUUGCAAAGUCCUUCCGGUGCUGGUGUUAGUGCUCCGUUGAUACCGGGUUCCGCAGUGGCCUUAUCUGGAGCGGCAGGUGUGCCGCUGUCGAUGGACAUUCCGAGUGAAAACUCUUCCUCUCAACAGCCAACGGCACCGGUUCAUCCGGCUAUUAGUGGUGCGGUCGCGCGGACUACGUCGCGCACCGAUUCUUUGGAAAACAUUCCCGGUCCGUCCGGCUUAUUGCCGCACAAUCCGGGCGUACCCGGCACCAUCGGGGGCAAUCCGCAAUCCAGAUAUUCAAACCUGUCGUUCUGGAAGGCAAGACGGGUGCUAUUCUAUCGGAAUGGCGAUCCCUUCUUUCCCGGUGUGGAGUUCCGCUUCAAGCCCGGACGUGACAUUUGCACACUGGAGGCGCUGCUGGAUAAGAUCUCCGCCCGAAUGGAUCUACCCCGAGGUGCCCGUUACAUUUUCUCGAUGGACGGUGACCGCAAGUACUCGCUGGAUGAGCUGGAGGACGGUUCCAGCUACGUAGUGUCAUCUUUCAAAGUAUUCAAGCCCGCUAGCUAUGGUAAGAAAAACGGCGUCUGGUACGCUUCGCCCGGAAACCAAGGCUGGGGCGGCGGUGGUGGUGGCAGCCGCCUUAGCCGCAAACCAUCUGUAACCGAGGUGGACAACAUGCCGACGGGAAGCUUGAAACCGAGCGCCGGUCGGGUCAUCCGGAUUAUCAACAGUCACGAUCACAGUGUUCAGUGCCGCGUAUUGCUAAACCUACGUACAUCGCAACCAUUCGAAGAGGUUCUCGAGGACCUCGGACAGGUGUUGAAGAUGAUCGGCGCCAAAAAGAUGUAUACCAACCACGGCCAGGAGGUGCGCAGUUUCUCCCAGCUGCGCAACGAGUUCGCAGAGGUAGACACGUUCUACCUGAGCAACACUCCCAGCCUGCCGAUCGGGGCCCUCGGUCCCGGUGUGAUUCCACCGUCGCCAGCGCGUCGUUCCCGUUCCCGGCUGGGGGGCUCCGUCCCGGAUGAUCUCUCGAAGACCACUGCCCGUCAGCGUGCGCGCAGCAAAAGCAGACCACGCGCUCUGUAUGCUCCGGAAAACGAACUGGUGCGUGCGUCUUCCGAUUAUCCGCUAUUGGACGCGAUGAAGGAGGAACCAACUCGUAUCACCAUACGAGGACUGCGUCGAACGUUCUAUCCACCAAUGCAUCACCCGCCGGUAGACAAUGCACCACCGGAUAAGAAGUUGACGCUUUUCUGGGUGCACGGUUAUCGUGGAAUCGACUCCAAACGGAACCUUUGGGUAUUGCCUUCGGGAGAGCUUUUGUACUAUGUGGCCGCUGUCGCCGUUCUAUACGAUCGAGAGGAGGAAGCUCAGCGACACUACACCGGACAUACGGAAGAUAUUACAUGCAUGGAAGUUCACCCCUCGCGAGAAUUGGUCGGUUCUGGCCAGCGAGGUGGCCGUGAUCGUAAGUCUCAAGCUCACGUACGCAUCUGGAGUACAGAAUCGCUGCAGACGCUGUACGUGUUCGGUAUGGGAGAGCUGGAUUCUGGUGUCAUAGCUGUAGCCUUUUCGCAACUUAACGGUGGCAGUUACAUUCUGGCCGUAGAUGCCGGUCGUGAAAGCAUACUGUCCGUGUGGCAAUGGCAGUGGGGCCAUCUAUUAGGAAAAGUGGCGACACUGCAAGAAGGAAUCUGGGGUGCAACAUUCCACCCACUGGACGACAACCUAUUGAUCACACAUGGCAAAGGGCACUUGGCAUUCUGGCAUCGCCGGAAGGAUGGAUUUUUCGAAAAGACGGACAUCAUCAAACCGCCAUCGAAAACAUUCGUUACGUGUGUGCAGUUUGAACCAGACGGUGACGUCAUAACCGCAGACAGUGAUGGUUUCAUUACAAUCUACAGCGUAGAUGCAGAUGGGGCCUACUUUGUUAGAAUGGAAUUUGAGGCACACAGCAAGGCCAUCUCCUGCUUGGUGAUGCUUUCCGAGGGUACUUUAAUAUCCGGAGGAGAAAAGGAUCGUAAAAUUGCGGCGUGGGACUCCCUGCAGAACUACAAGAGGAUAACCGAUAUCAAGCUUCCAGAAACAGCCGGUGGAGUGCGCACCAUUUACCCGCAGCGUCCCGGUCGUAACGAUGGAAAUGUUUACGUUGGCACAACACGAAACAACAUCCUGGAGGGGUCACUACAGCGUCGCUUCAACCAGGUCAUCUUCGGUCACGGCAAACAACUGUGGGCGUUGGCUGCUCAUCCCGAUGAUGAGGUCUUCGCAACGGGAGGUCACGAUAAAUACGUCGCGAUGUGGCGAAGGCACAAACUGAUCUGGACAUCGUCGGUGGGCUACGAGAUUAUUUCGCUAGCUUUCCAUCCUUAUGGUGCAGCUCUGGCAGCGGGAAGCUCCGAAGGUCAUUUGAUUGUGAUCAACGCAGAAAAUGGAGCAACCAUGCUGACGAUUCGCGUGUGCGGGUCCCCGUUGAACUGUGUGGAAUUCAAUCAAGUGGGUGACAUGAUUGCCAUUGGAUCGCAGAACGGUAGCAUCUAUCUGUUCCGCGUGUCGCGUGACGGAUUCUCGUACAAGAAGAUCAACAAGAUCCGUGGUUCGCAACCGCUAACGCAUCUCGACUGGAGCUCGGAAGGUAACUUCCUCCAGUCGGUAACUGUGGAUUUCGAUUUGCUCUUCUGGGACGUGAAAUCCCUCUCGCCGGAAAAGAGUCCAAUCGCCAUGAAAGAUGUCAAAUGGAUGACCAACAACAAUACGGUUGGCUUCAUGGUGGCUGGAAUGUGGAACAACCGUUACUACGCAUCGCCAUCCAAUACCAUCAUUACGACCACAUCGCGAAACGCCGCUCAGGAUCUCAUUGUUAGCGGCGACGGUGACGGUUAUCUGCGUUUGUUCCGCUACCCGUGUAUUACUCCGCGAGCCGAGUUUACCGAAGCUAAGGUAUACUCCGGUACGCUGGCAUGUGUGAAAUUCUUGCACGGCAAUCAUAGCUUGGUCACGGUCGGUGGCACCGACGCUUCCCUCAUGAUCUGGGAACUCACCGAAGAAUAG
This is a messenger RNA of Sabethes cyaneus, 3897 nucleotides long. RefSeq names its product echinoderm microtubule-associated protein-like CG42247. Gene Ontology annotation, biological process: intracellular signal transduction; microtubule cytoskeleton organization. The transcript is spliced from 9 exons. NCBI's taxonomy places the organism in Eukaryota, Metazoa, Arthropoda, Insecta, Diptera, Culicidae. Bases 1 to 3897 code for a protein of 1298 amino acids. Gene Ontology annotation, molecular function: microtubule binding. Gene Ontology annotation, cellular component: mitotic spindle. The record is from RefSeq and is a predicted model, not a curated record.